Molecule: messenger RNA, 2822 nt
Organism: Ruditapes philippinarum (Manila clam)
Lineage: Eukaryota; Metazoa; Mollusca; Bivalvia; Venerida; Veneridae
Product: autophagy-related protein 13-like
Exons: 6
Biological process (GO): mitophagy; autophagosome assembly; piecemeal microautophagy of the nucleus
Cellular component (GO): cytosol; phagophore assembly site; Atg1/ULK1 kinase complex
Source: RefSeq, a predicted model, not a curated record
UCCUUAACCCACGUUCAACGUACUUCCGGCUUCUUGCCAACAUGAUGGAAGACAAAGUGUUACUGUUUAUUUCUAAAUUAGUAUCGUUUUGAUGUGUUGUAUUGACAGCAGCAUUCUUUUAUUUUGACAAAUUAAUUUGAUGCGACAUAAGUUGGUGUAGUUUAGAUGACUAAGCAUAAAAUACGCGGUUAAAAGACAUGUAAACAAAGUUGACCUACAUCUCAAAAUGACAGCCAAGUCAAAUGCUCAGGACAGGAAAGACUUUGACAAAUUUACCAAAUUUUUUGUGUACAAAAGUAUUCAAAUAAUUGUUCAGUCCAGACUUGGAGAGAAGAUUAAAACAAAAUCAAAGCCAUUUUCUUCUGGUGCCGAUUGGUUUAACAUAGCAAUAACAGACAAUAAUGAAGUUCACACAGAAGCCAAAAAAGUUGUGUCAAAUCAGACAUCAACACUUGCACAGAAUGUCUGUGUGGAGAUCUCACUUAGGACUGCCGAUGGUGAUACGAUGGUGCUUGAACUUUGGUACAUAAGUCUUGAUAUAAAUCUGUGUGAUAUAAGUGCUAAAAUGUCACAGACAGGUUAUUUGGUUGAGCUUAGCAUUAAAAUCAUUAUUAAAUGUUUUUAAACACCUGCUUACAAACGUUCUCGAAGGCAGACAAGCAGUGACUACAUAAUUUGCUAUAGAAUAUAUCUUGGCGAACCACAGUUUUAUAUUCUUGGUGAGAACCAUCAAAAAUCAAAAGUAGGGUCUGUGCCAACUCCAUAUGGGACCAUAGGAAUUCAUUUAGGCUACAGAACAAAGUUGUUGAUAUCUCCACAGAACACUACAAAAGAGGUGCCAUUUGAGGUGAAGGAUGAUCAUUUUAAACAAGAUAGUAGUCCUGUAAGACCAACAACACCAAAACCUUGUGUAUCUGGUUACAGAAGGCAAAGCACUUGUGAUUCUGACUCUACAGGUCAGAGUGAGGAGUCAUGUACAACAACAUUUUCUACCAGUCCCUGUGGUGAGCCCCUAAGAACUAAAGGAAGUCCCGCCUCUCAUCAUCAGUCGCAGCCAAUAAAGAUCAACAUACAGGGCAGUUCUCCUGUGACUGACAAGUUCCCUGAUUUAAGGCCACAGAGUGCUCCAGAAAAACCUUUCACAUACCAAGAUUGUCAUAGAGUUGGAGCAUUUGUUCAACAUUUUACAGACAAUAAACACAACAGCGAUGAUGAUGUGCCAUUCCUAUCUCUCUUACAGCAGGUCAAACUUGAUAGGCAAGACAAGGACAAGACAGAUGGUACAAAGUUAGAGGCAUCAAAAGGCACGUCCAGCUCGAAAACUGAAAGUUCACGGGAAACAAGUGAAUCUGCACUAAGCGAGUCAAAAACAAGUACCAGUAGCCAGGUGUCAGCACCAGAUGACUUUGUUAUGGUGGAGUUGAAAACACCAUUUGCUGGAGCAGAUGCCAAUAGUGAUUUAGGACGGUUUUAUCGUGAAUGUCAGAGUGCACCGGCAUUGACAAACUGUGACGAGGAGCAGUCAGUACCGGAAGCUUUGGAGCAGUUAACUAACCAGCUAGAAUCAUUUGAGACUCAUAUGAAAGACUUUGAUAACUUUGUGUCAGAACUGAAUAUUGACAAUGAAUCUAUGGGUUUUGAAGCUAAAGCUGUUUUUGAAACGUGAAACUGUGAAAGAUAUGGGUUUACUGGUUUGUAAUACAGAGUUGCUUUGUCUUACAUUUCAUUUUUGUAGUGUUAUUUUUAUGUCUUUUGCUGGGAGAGAAAGGAAUAAGUAAAAUAACAGCAUAAAAUACAGUAUUUUUUAUAAUUAAACACUUUGGGUACCAGGUAUAUACGGUUGUGUUUUUAACCAGUAUGAUAAAAUCUUUAGUGGUUAUAUAUUUAUAAGUACAUUUCAAAAUUCCAUUACACAAAAUUUGCUUCUAAGAAAUAAUAUAGCACCUGUACAUGUACUUCAAAAUCUUUGGUCCAUUUCCACAUUAAGAUUAUUUAUAAUACAUGCAAUCAAUAGAAAAGUUUAUGUAAGGAAAGACAGCUCUGUAAGGUUGUGUUUUAUUUAGUCCACAUGGAUGAAUAUGUGCUGCAUUUGAAAGGGAUUGAACACAUUUUGGUGCUCUGCACUUCUGUAUUAAAAAAAUUGAUUCCUUUUUUUGUUCCUUUAGAGCUGUAAUGUUGAAGUAUUUUAAUAUAAAAAAGGGAACUCAUGACAUAUGUAAUAAAGUUUUUGACCCAUAACUUACAUUAGUUAACAAUUGUAUUUUUCAUUCUGUUUUGUAUAAAGAAAAAAGCUUUUUCUCAUAUCCAGUAUUUCUGUUCAUUAUGUUUGAUGUGAUAAAGAAAAGUUUAUUAUGGGAUCUUUUUUAUUUUGGUUUUGAAUCCAAAAAUGACUUUUUUGUAGUUGAAAUGUUGUGUUUUACUCUUUCCUUAUCGAAGCAUAGUUUUAAAAUACAAUGUACAUAAAAUUGCAGUACGUUAUUAAUUUAAUUUUGCAAACUUCAUGUUGUCAGAUUUAUUAUUUCAUGAACCAAUAUAAUGCAAAUCUGAUAAAAACAAACACAUUCUGUAGAAAUCCUCAGUUGAUUAUUCAGUCAGAUUAUAGAUUAUUAUUAUCGUACUUUCAUGUGUUAUGGGUGUUUUAUAUUUCCUCAAUAAAAAACAAGUCUCACCUUUGAAACAUUUUAAGUAAAAUAAAACGGCAAAUGUUUUAUGAUAAAGAUCGCUGGCUCGAUCUCUCUUAAACAUUUUAUAUACGAGUUAGUUGAUUUAUGUGGAUAAGUUCACGGUGUCUUGGCAGAAUCAAUUUACAGUCCACUCCACUU